CUACCCACUCAGUGCCUACUGUUGGCAUGGCUGGAUGUUAAAGUCUCAGAGUUGCUGCUGAUCCAACACUGCGCUCGAGAUACCCUUGAGGCGCUUUGCUUGCUGCAUCGAGAAGCCUACGUCCACACUGACCGGAAAGUCACAAAGUCACGGAAUAUCCUGUGUGACAAUGAGCGCUUUCACCUCAUUGAUUUUGGUCAAAGUUUCAAAGAGGGAAAUCAGGAAAUAAAGCACAUUCAUACAGAGGGAUGUAGGGCAUCUGAAGCAGAGAUUCAAAAUUCGAUGCAGAACGUACCUCAGCUGGACCUGUGGAGUCUAGGAAUCAUUCUCCUGGAAAUGUUCUCAGGAAUACAGUUGAAAGAAGCAGUUUGAUCUUAGGAAUGAAAGCUUUAUUAAAAAACCAGUAGUUCAGCUGUUAUUGAUCGCAUUGCUGCCAGUAAAACUGUGAUUUGUUCUGCUAUCAUAGUUUAUCACUUCAGGGACCUUAUCAAAAGUGGGUGUCUUCACAAUGAUCCACGGCAGGGAACCACUGCAGAAAAAGCUUAGUGCAAUCCAUUCUUUAGUAUUCCCUUUGCAUCACAUAUUGAAGAUUUGAUCAUGCACACACCUGUGCUGAUGCUACUCAAUGUUAUUGAUGACAGUCAUCUUCACAAUAUCAUUGAUAUACACAAUAUAAGAGAUGGGCCACUGGAUGACAGUUUCUAUUUUUGGAUCCUGUCGGAUGUUGUUGAAGACAUGAAAGAAGAGUGCCAGAAAUACAGAAAAGUUGUUUCUCUGCUGGUCCCGAAUUAAAAUCCCGGCAAAGGCCAGGGUUACUGA
This is a messenger RNA of Acipenser ruthenus (sterlet), 819 nucleotides long. It is a transcript of the gene uhmk1, whose product is annotated as U2AF homology motif (UHM) kinase 1. NCBI's taxonomy places the organism in Eukaryota, Metazoa, Chordata, Actinopteri, Acipenseriformes, Acipenseridae. Gene Ontology annotation, cellular component: neuronal ribonucleoprotein granule; nucleus. Gene Ontology annotation, biological process: peptidyl-serine phosphorylation; positive regulation of translational initiation; regulation of protein export from nucleus. Gene Ontology annotation, molecular function: ATP binding; protein serine/threonine kinase activity; ribonucleoprotein complex binding. The record is from RefSeq and is a predicted model, not a curated record.